ACAAACAAAAAACAAGAUGUCUAAAGCUAAGGUUUGCGAAUCAGUGAAGGUGGUUGUCAGGUGCCGUCCAAUGAAUGGGAAAGAGGAGGCGGCUGCCUGCGACCGGAUUGUGGACAUGGAUGUGAAACUGGGACAGGUGUCUAUUCAAAACCCCAAAACCAUCCCCACCGAGAUCCCCAAGACCUUCACGUUUGAUGCCGUCUAUGAUAGCAGUUCCAAGCAAAGCGACCUGUACGACGAGACAGUCCGCCCUCUGGUCGACUCGGUUUUGCAGGGGUUCAACGGGACGGUUUUUGCUUAUGGCCAGACGGGGACUGGGAAAACGUACACCAUGCAAGGGAUAUGGGCCGAACCGGAGAGAAGAGGGAUCAUCCCUAAUUCAUUCGAACACAUCUUCACUCAUAUAUCGCGAUCCCAGGACCAGCAGUACCUGGUGAGGGCUUCCUAUCUCGAGAUCUACCAAGAGGAGAUUCGAGACCUUCUGAACAAGGAUGAAAACAAAAAACUGGAGCUCAAAGAAAAACCAGAAACUGGUGUUUACAUUAAAGACCUAUCAUCCUUCGUAACUAAGAAUGUCAAGGAGAUAGAACAUGUAAUGAAUGUUGGAAAUCAGACCAGAUCAGUAGCAUCUACCAAUAUGAAUGAGUACAGCUCAAGAUCUCAUGCAAUUUUUGUUGUCACCGUGGAGUGCAGUGAGCUUGGACUGGAUGGUGAAAAUCACAUCAGAGUGGGCAAGUUGAAUCUGGUUGACCUUGCUGGUAGUGAGCGUCAGAGCAAAACUGGAGUCCAAGGAGAGCGUCUAAAAGAAGCUACUAAAAUCAAUCUUUCUCUUUCUGCUUUGGGUAAUGUAAUCUCUGCUCUUGUGGAUGGUAAAAGUACUCAUAUUCCUUACAGAGACUCAAAACUAACCCGCCUGUUGGAAGACUCCUUAGGUGGUAACGCUAAAACAAUUAUGGUGGCCACAAUUGGCCCGGCAUCUUGCAAUUAUGAAGAGAGCUUAAUAACAUUGAGGUAUGCCAACAGGACCAAGAAUAUUAAAAACAAGCCAAGGAUUAAUGAAGACCCCAAAGAUGCUUUAUUGAGAGAGUUUCAAGAGGAGAUUGCACGAUUGAAGGCCCAAUUGGAGAGAAGAGGGAUGCUGAGCAAGAAAAGAAGAAAAAGCCAAAGGAAAAUCAUUCUGGAAGGAGAAGAUAUUGCAGAGGAAGGAGAGGAGAUGGAAGAUAACAUAGAGAAAGACAUGGAAAAUUAUCUAAAAGAACAAAAAGAGACAUUGGAGAAAGAGAAGGUAGCAAUACAAGAUGAUCAUAAUUUGGUGGCAGAAGAGAAACAGAAAUUGUUAGAAGAGAAAGAGAAAAUGAUGGAAGAUCUGAGGAAGGAGCAAGAGGCAACUGAGCAGCUCGCAGCCAAAUUUAAGGCUAUGGAAAGCAAGCUGCUCAUUGGAGGCAAGAACAUCAUGGACCAUACCAACGAACAACAAAAAAUGCUGGAGCAGAAGAGGCAAGAGAUUGCAGAGCAGAAACGAAGAGAGCGAGAAAUACAACAGCAGAUGUUGCUACAAGAUGAAGAGACCAUGGAACUAAAAGACACAUACACCUCACUCCAGCAAGAAGUAGAAAUUAAAACCAAGAAGCUGAAAAAGCUCUUCGCAAAACUUCAAGCAGUGAAGACCGAGAUUCAGGAUCUACAGGAUGAACAUGUGAGGGAGCGACAGGACCUGGAGCAUACACAGAAUGAACUGACAAGAGAGCUUAAACUCAAGUACCUGAUAAUUGAAAAUUUUAUUCCACCUGAAGAGAAAAACAAGAUCAUGAACCGGUUGUGUUUUGACUGUGAGGAGGAUCAGUGGAAAUUCCUGCCUCUAGUCCCUGCUGAAAAUCACCAAAUGAAGAAAAGGUCUACGUCUGCAGUCGGCUACAAGCGACCAAUCAGUCAGUAUGCUAGAGUUGCUAUGGCAAUGGGUAUUCAUCCCAGAUACAGGGCUGAAAACAUUCUUUUCCUGGAAUUAGACAUGGCAACACCCACAGUGUUUGAGCUGGAGAUCCCACGGUCCAGGUCACUACAAGGAGCAACUGGAGGAGAGCUACAUCAUCACAGUUCUAUCUUCCCAGAUCGGUCAGCCAGUGCAAGGGUUAGGAAAUCAAGAUCAUGGUCCAGACCUGAGAGACGAGUACCUUCCUCCUCUUCUUUCUCCUCACUGGCUUCAGGCUCUCAGCUGUUCCCUCACGCACAUGGGACGAUGCCACAAUGAGGAUUACUGUGAUAUCUGUGCCUGUUCUAACUCUUUAUCUUUUCCUUCCCUUCAUCCAAUAUGUCCCUGUAAAUGGGUUUUGUCUCUCAUUUUCACUAAAUACCACUGGUGUCAACAGCCUCCCAUCAGCCUUUGUCUGCUUUGCUGCAUUGUUUAACAUCUUACUCAAUAUGGUGCAAGGCAUUGAAGAGACAUGUUUUGACACUUGUUAACAUGUUGUGCAGGCUUUAUCAAAAGUUACAGAAUAUGAGAAUCAAAUGUUGUUAGCACUACCAAGCCUUGAAAUUGGUUCAUAACGGAAGUAAUGCUUGAAUAAUUUGUCAUAUUUAUUUUCUUAUUUUGCUGGACUUUAAGCUCAUUCCCUUCUCUCCAGUGUAAUACAGCCUUCUGUCCAAUGCCAUUUACUUUGAGAAUCUGACCUGAAAGAAGAUGUGCUCUGUAGGGCAGAAUGCAGCAGAUUGCGUGCUAAGUUUAUUUCCACAAACAGUAAUGUUGCUUUGUAAAUUUGUUGGACUUUGUUUCUUAAUUAAAUUGAUGUUGCUGUUACUUCAAAAAAAAAUUUCAAAAUAUUUACUCACAGGUACUGUUGUAACUGAAAAUGAGGGUAUUUUACGUUAUUGUGGAUUAAAAUAAAUACGAUGUACUCAAGGA
Messenger RNA from Carcharodon carcharias (great white shark), 2899 nucleotides. RefSeq names its product kinesin-like protein KIF3C. Gene Ontology annotation, biological process: microtubule-based movement. Gene Ontology annotation, molecular function: microtubule motor activity; microtubule binding; ATP binding. The record is from RefSeq and is a predicted model, not a curated record. Bases 17 to 2248 code for a protein of 743 amino acids. The transcript has 9 exons. Lineage: Eukaryota; Metazoa; Chordata; Chondrichthyes; Lamniformes; Lamnidae.